AUGGUCGUCCACAUCCUCGGAAAAGCCAUCAAAGGCAAGGCCAAGAUCGGACUCGCACACACAUUUUUCGGCGUCGGGCUCAAAACGGCCGAGAAAAUUUGCGCCAAGGUCGGCCUCUACCCCAGCAUGCGCAUGCACCAGCUAAACGAAACACAGGUGAUGGCAGUGACCAAGGAACUUACAGACAUGACCAUCGGAUCGAGACUGUUGCAGCAGGUGCGUUCCAACAUCAAGCUCAAGCGGGCGAUCGGUUCGUACCAGGGUCUCAGACACGCAAUGGGACUGCCUGUGCACGGUCAACGUACCAAGUACAACGCCCGUACUGCAAGACGUUUGAAUAAGCUCAACAGAACUCAAUAA
Molecule: messenger RNA, 360 nt
Organism: Ogataea polymorpha
Lineage: Eukaryota; Fungi; Ascomycota; Pichiomycetes; Pichiales; Pichiaceae
Exons: 2
Coding region: 1-360 (119 amino acids)
Biological process (GO): translation
Cellular component (GO): small ribosomal subunit; ribosome; mitochondrion
Molecular function (GO): structural constituent of ribosome; RNA binding
Source: RefSeq, a predicted model, not a curated record